AAUCCUCUCGAAGGCCGAACACCCCGGAAAAAAAUAUUUAUUUUUUUUAAAAGAGAAAUUGAGGGGAUGGACGAGGCGUGGGAGAGGGCGGUGGAGGCGGCGCUGCAGGCCGCUGGGGACGGGGGGAGCUCGUCUCCGGCGAGGAGCCUGACGCUGGAUGGCGCCGUGAAGUGCCUGCACGGGCGGCUCCCCGCGGCGGAGAUUCUGGAGCGGUACCAGAGCCUGGAGCACCUGUCGAUCGCCGGCGUCGGGGUCGCCUCGCUCGCCGGGUUCCCCCGGCUGCGGAACCUGACGCGCCUGACGCUCUCCGACAACCGCAUCGCCGGCGGGCUCGACCACCUCGUCGCCGCGGGGCUGGGCGCGCUGCGCGACCUCGACCUCAGCAACAAUCGAAUCCAGGACGUGGGCGACCUCGCGCCGCUGGCCAACCUCCGACUCGUCUCGCUCGACCUCUACGAGUGCCCCGUCACCCGGGUCAAGGAUUACAGAUCCAAGGUGUUCGGCAUGAUCCGGACGCUCAAGUACCUCGACAAGAUGGACGCCGACGAGAACGAGCGGCCAGAGUCGGAUGACGACGACGACGACGGGGAUGGCGAUGGCGACGGUGAGGAGGAGGAGGACGACGAUGAUGACGAGGAUGAGGAUCCUGGCAGCGGCGAGGUGGCCAACGGAGGCGUCUCCCACCCGCGUGGUGGCGUGGCGAUGCACCCGGUGGAGGUGAAUGGGGUCAUCGAUGUGGACGAAGAUGAGAGCGAUGCCGAUGAGGUUGUGCCGAACGGGGGAGCCGAACACCACCAUGGCGCGAAUGGGUUUCGGGUCGCGGCGGUUGGGGGAGCCCCUGACGAGGAUGAAUAUGUGGAGGAGGAAGACGACGAUGAUGAGGAAGACUACGAUGAGGAGGAUGAUUUGGGGGAGGAGAUCGAUGAGGAUGGUGAUGACGAAGACGCUGUUAUUGAGGUGCAUGAUGUGCCAAGUAGUAGUGAUGAGGAGGAAGAUGGCAUCGAGGACGAGGAUGAUGAGGACGAUGAGGAUGAAGAGGAGGUUGAGGAUGAUGGUGAGGAGGCUGAGCCAGAGAUUAGUGGGAGGGUAGCUUUGCCAGUGGGGGACGGCGUUGGAGAAGAGAUUGAUGGGCAUGAGCAUGGAGAGGGGGAAGAUGAGGAUGAGAACGGUGAGAUUGGAGAGGAGGAUGGCGAGAGAUUGGAGGAUGAUAGGGUUUAUGGGGAGGAGAAUGAUGACGAAGACGAGGAUGUGGAUGAUGAGGAUGAAGACACAGAAUAUCUUGUCCAGCCAAUUGCUCAGCCUCAGGCCAUGGCCAUUGGAAACGACCUCGACGCAGCUGAGGCUGAUGAUGCCGAUGAAGACAGAGAUGAGGUUGAUGACGAUGAUGAUGGUGGCACGGACUUGCCCUCAUCCUCGCAGGGCGCCAAGCGGAAGAGAGAUGAUAAUCCAUCGGGCAGUGGGGAUGAUGAUGAGGAUGACGAUGGUGUUGAGGAUCUGAGGCCCUUCAAGCACCACUGACCAAGCAGCAAUGUACAUGGAUCUCUCCCUCCCCUCCUCCUCAGCUAGAAAGAAGCAAGCAGCAGCAGCAAAUAGAAAUGGUGGGUUUUCCCCUGUUUUUCUUAGCGUUUUUCUUGUAAACACUUUGGAUUCAGAGAGCUUCUUCAUCCAUCCUCCUCUUCAAACAUCAGAUUUUAGGAGGGAAAAUGGAGAUACCUGUGUAGCAGCUUAGCUAGUUAGCCAUGGCAGCUCAGUUAAGUUAAGCGGUUCAGUUCGGUGCAGUUCAGUUCA
Messenger RNA from Oryza brachyantha (malo sina), 1788 nucleotides. RefSeq names its product acidic leucine-rich nuclear phosphoprotein 32-related protein 1. The record is from RefSeq and is a predicted model, not a curated record. Gene Ontology annotation, molecular function: histone binding. Gene Ontology annotation, cellular component: nucleus. Lineage: Eukaryota; Viridiplantae; Streptophyta; Magnoliopsida; Poales; Poaceae. The transcript has 2 exons. Bases 67 to 1518 code for a protein of 483 amino acids.